UUGUCUUUUCUAUACCAUUGUUGGCAACAAACAUUUCCUGGACAUUAUUGUUGUUUAUUGAUUCGUUUUGCGGUAAUUUGUGUGAAUUUGUAAAAACGUGGUAAUUCGUAAUUGCCAGAAAUUAUCAUUUCAGUUUGAAUAAGUCAUAAAAAUUUAUUGUUACGAUGACAGAAGAAGUAAAUCCAAAAGCUUAUCCCUUAGCUGAUGCUGCUCUAACGACUAAGAUACUGAAUUUGGUUCAGCAAACUGCUAAUUACAAGCAGUUAAAAAAGGGUGCCAAUGAAGCUACUAAGACCCUUAACCGGGGAUUAGCUGAGGUAAUUGUAUUGGCUGCAGAUGCUAAACCUCUUGAAAUAUUGUUGCACCUGCCACUGCUUUGUGAAGACAAGAAUGUGCCAUAUGUAUUUGUAAAGUCAAAGCAUGCUCUUGGACGUGCUUGUGGAGUUUCAAGACCUGUUAUUGCUUGUUCUAUCACUGCAAAUGAAGGAUCACAGUUAAAACCGCAGAUACAAGUAUUACAGAGGGAAAUUGAGAAGCUCCUUGUUUAAUGUUCUCAUCUUUUCAUUUUGUAUCAUAAACGACAUGAAUUUCUGAAUGUAUAGAAUUUGAAAUGUGUAUAAAAUUGUUUUAUCAAUUUUUCUCAUCA
Parasteatoda tepidariorum (common house spider) is the source of this 646-nucleotide messenger RNA. RefSeq names its product NHP2-like protein 1 hoip (gene hoip). The record is from RefSeq and is a predicted model, not a curated record. Lineage: Eukaryota; Metazoa; Arthropoda; Arachnida; Araneae; Theridiidae. Gene Ontology annotation, biological process: ribosome biogenesis. Gene Ontology annotation, cellular component: ribonucleoprotein complex; nucleolus. Gene Ontology annotation, molecular function: RNA binding.